CGUAGCGUGACAUCAUCAGUAGGCGCUGCCCCCCGAGCUGAUCAGACCAGAUCGCGUCUUGACAAUACCUUCAUCGGACAUAACUGAAGCUUUUCAUAUGGCAAUGCUGCGACACUGCUUCACCAGAUACAUUGCUGCUGGUCUUUUAGAUCCUGGUCAGUUCUUUCUCCUGUCCUCGCUGAGGUUUGCAUCCAAGAAGGCUGGUGGGAGCAGCAAGAACCAUGGUGGGAAGAGUGCUGGCAAAAGAUACGGCCUCAAGAAGCAAGAUGGAAACUUUGUCCAUGCUGGCAACAUCCUGGCAACACAAAGGCUGCUGAGGUACCACCCAGGAGCGCAUGUUGGGAUGGGAACCAAUAGCACUCUAUAUGCGCUUGAAGAUGGUUGCAUCAAAUUCACCAAGGAGGUCUACAUCCCCCACCCUCGCAGUGUGGAGACGAGCCAGAUAAUCACCAAGCUUGCCAAUGGAUCUUUGCUUUACAAAACAUUCAUCAACAUUAUUCCAGUCAAGCAAGAACCCACCUUCAAACUGGUUAGCAUGGUCUAAACUCUAAACCCUCAUGUGAGGACAAAAAACAAUAGCUUCUGGUUAAAUGCCACAACACUGAAUUCA
This is a messenger RNA of Syngnathus acus (greater pipefish), 610 nucleotides long. It is a transcript of the gene mrpl27, whose product is annotated as mitochondrial ribosomal protein L27. The coding region runs from base 98 to 544 and encodes 148 amino acids. Gene Ontology annotation, cellular component: mitochondrial large ribosomal subunit; ribosome. Gene Ontology annotation, biological process: translation. The transcript is spliced from 4 exons. The record is from RefSeq and is a predicted model, not a curated record. Gene Ontology annotation, molecular function: structural constituent of ribosome. Lineage: Eukaryota; Metazoa; Chordata; Actinopteri; Syngnathiformes; Syngnathidae.